Messenger RNA from Lottia gigantea (owl limpet), 468 nucleotides. RefSeq lists its product as hypothetical. The record is from RefSeq and is a predicted model, not a curated record. The transcript has 2 exons. The coding region runs from base 1 to 468 and encodes 155 amino acids. Lineage: Eukaryota; Metazoa; Mollusca; Gastropoda; Lottiidae.
AUGGGUAAAUCAUUUAGUAUCAAUACUCAUGAUGUUUAUAGUAAAUCAUUUUGUAUCAAUAAUCAUGAUGUUUAUAGUAAAUCAUUUAGUAUCAAUAAUCAUGAUGUUUAUAGUAAAUCAUUUAGUAUCAAUAAUCAUGAUGUUUAUAGUAAAUCAUUUAGUAUCAAUAAUCAUGAUGUUUAUAGUAAAUCAUUUAUUAUCAAUACUCAUGAUGUUUAUAGUAAAUCAUUUAGUAUCAAUAACCAUGAUGUUUAUAGUAAAUCAUUUAGUAUCAAUAAUCAUGAUGUUUAUAGUAAAUCAUUUAGUAUCAAUAAUCAUGAUGUUUAUAGUAAAUCAUUUAGUAUCAAUAAUCAUGAUGUUUAUAGUAAAUCAUUUAUUAUCAAUACUCAUGAUGUUUAUAGUAAAUCAUUUAGUAUCAAUAACCAUGUUUAUAGUCAGUCAUUAAGUGUCAAUAUCACUUUAUCAUAA